Messenger RNA from Spizellomyces punctatus DAOM BR117, 1507 nucleotides. RefSeq lists its product as uncharacterized. The coding region runs from base 67 to 1377 and encodes 436 amino acids. The record is from RefSeq and is a predicted model, not a curated record. The transcript is spliced from 5 exons. NCBI's taxonomy places the organism in Eukaryota, Fungi, Chytridiomycota, Chytridiomycetes, Spizellomycetales, Spizellomycetaceae.
AAGAAAAGAACUAGUGUACAAAACACCUUUCGCCACAUCCUCAUCUACGCCCUCCCAUCCAGUACCAUGCUUACAGACGUGAACGUCACCGCAAGCGACGCCCCCGCCAAGCUCUCCAGAAAAGCCAGAAGAGCUCUGCAAAAGUCUCCAGCCUCGCCCGAGUCGUCUACUACAACCGCACAAAACUCCGAAAUUAAUCUUCUCGCAAUCACAGAAGAUGAACCCGAUGCAAGAUCUUCAGAGGCAAAGAGCCCAUAUGUUGAGGUCAUCAAUAAGAAGCUGCGCGCAUUGAAGAAAAAGCUGACCAAGGUGGAGAAGUAUGAGCAGUUGGAAAAGAAAGACCUCAACCAGGACCAAAUCCAAGCUCUCGAAAGGAAGCCGGAAGUGGUUUCAGCGGUGAAAGAGUUGGAAGAUGUUGUCAAACAGAUUACUGUGACAGAGGCAGAAGAAUCCAAAAUUCAGCAGGAGAAACAACAAGCAUUCGAACAGACGGCGCAAUUGCGGGUUGAACGAGCAGUGCAAGAAGUGAAGGCUGCGUCCUCACGCACCACACGGGAGAUACUGCAACUCUUCUAUGUCCUGAACAUCGCCUUACCAAAUAUUGUUACUUCAAAUCUUCCAAUCACAGACGAGCAAUAUAAUGCGCUGGCGUAUUUCCGUGCAGUCAUCACCGGCGUGGGACUUGAGCAGGGGGACAGUACCGAAGACUUUUUACAAUCUGCUGAGGCCAAUUUGCAUAAAUAUUUGGAACGUCAAGAGGAGCCUUUUGUACAUGGGGUCACUUACAGUCAGCUAGCGGCGGUAGUGGACACAAUUCUUAACCCGCCUGCCCCGCCGAAGUUUGGAACCGAGAACUUCGAGGACGCUAUCCUAGAAGAACCGACUGCGGAGGACGCGGGACUUCCAGAGGAAGAACGAGACCACGGUACCGGGCAUUCAAUCGCUUCCAACCUUGGUACCAUCAGUUUCUUCAAUCCCAGUGAAGUCUUGGGUAUUACGACUGAAACCACAGAGAUUUCCACGGAAGAGAACGGGAUCAAGACUGAUCUCAUAGUGGAAACCAUUACUGUGGUCACUCCAGAAGCUCAAAAGCCAGCUGCGUCCGAAAAGGCGGAGCCGGCUGCAAGUGGAGAGGUGCAGGGCGAGGAAGGCGGUGUGGGGAUAACUCAAGGCGAGCAGGAAGAGGGUGAGGGUGCAGCAGUACCAUCUCAGGAGGGCCAGCAUCAAGGCAGGCAGCACAGAGGACGUGGGCGUGGAGGUUUCCGUGGGCGUGGCCGAGGUCGUGGAGGCCAAGGUGGGUACCAAGGCCGCGGUGGCUUCCGUGGACGUGGCCGAGGCGGACCUCGUGAACACCAAUCAAGGCCGCAGCCCCAGUAGUUUAGCCAAAAGGAAACAACGCGUUCUACGCAAACGUUUCAUUUCUGAGGCGGUAUAAUACAAGCAGCAUAUGCACACAUUUCGUCUUAUGUCUACUUCCAUGUCGGUCGAGACUAUUUUUUGUUCAACA